UCCCCGCCGCCCGCAAACAUGCGGAGAGCCCUCCGCCACCGCCCGCGCCUCCCGCCGCCAGCUCAAACCCCGCCGUCCUCCUCACUCCCAUGGUACGCCGCGCCGCCGCAGCCGCCGUCGCACUCGCCCCCCACAUCCGAGGCCGACCCCCUCAUCGUCGCCGCCUCCGAAGUCGCGCUCACCCUGCCCGUCCACCCCGCCCCGCUCCCGGCCACCGCACCCCCGCCGCUCCUGCGCCUCCUCCCCGCUUUCACCUCCGCCCACUUCCUCACCCUCCUCCGCAGCAACCCGCUCUCCCUCCCGCCGCUGCCGCUCCUCUCCCUCUUCCGCCUCCUCCUCGCCGGCUCCCCUCCGGGCCUCUUCCGCCACACGCCCGCCUCCUUCCUCUCCAUGUCGCACCACCUCUUCCUCCACCGCCUCCCGGACCACGCCCGCCAGCUCCUCCGCCUCCUAGCCUCCCGCCUCGGCCGCUCCUCCUCGCCGCGCCUCCUCCCGCUCCUCCUCCCCGCCGCCUCCCCCAGCGACCCCGCCCCUCUCGUUGCCGAGCUCGCCGCGGCCUACGCCGACGAGGGCCUCCUCUCCGACGCGUGCUCGCUCGUCGUCCUCGCCCUCCGCCAGGGCACCCGUCUGCCGGCGCCCAUGUGCUCCGGCCUCCUGGGCCGGCUCCCCACUACCCCCGAAGCAUACGCUUUCUACCUGCAGCUCCUUGACGCCGGCAUGCCCCCGGAGGCCAGGCAGUUCAACGUGCUGAUGCGGGAUUUCGUCAGAUUGGGGGAGCUUGCAAGCGCACGCAAGGUGUUCGACGAAAUGCGAAGCCGCGGCGUGCAGCCAACCGUGGUCAGCUUUAACACCUUGAUUUCAGGCAUGUGUAGAGCGCGUGACCUGGACGGUGUGCACGCUGUGUACAGAGGAAUGGCAGAGGCAGGCGUCACGCCAGAUGUCUAUACUUACGGUACUCUGAUAAAAGGUUUGUGCAAUACAGGUAAGCUAGAGGAUGCAACAAAAAUGUUUGAUGAAAUGCGUGAAAGAGGCGUGAACCCCAAUGCCGUUGUGUUCACGACACUGAUAGACGCGCAUUGCAAGGAGGGGAAUGUGCAGGUUGGAAUGGACCUGUACCAGGAUAUGAGGGCAAGGGGUGUCAUGCCAGAUUUGGUGGCAUACAAUGCUCUGGUGAACGGGCUUUGUCGGGCGAGAGAUUUUAAGUCCGCCGAAUGCAUUGUGGAAGAGAUGAGGAAGGCAGGUCUCAAGCCGGACAAGGUGACUUACACCACCCUCAUCGAUGGUUGUUGCAAGGAUGGCAAGUUAGACAUGGCGAUGCACAUUAAACAGAAAAUGGCAGACGAAGAGGUUGCAUUGGAUGAGGUGACAUAUACAGCUCUCAUCUCAGGGUUGAGCAAGGCAGAAAAGCCAGUCGAUGCCGAGAGGGUCCUUGUUGAGAUGACGGAAGCUGGUUUGGAGCCUGACAACACGACUUACACGAUGGUGAUCGACGCCUUCUGUAGAAAAGGUGACGUCAAGACAUGCUUCAAACUACUGAAGGAGAUGCAGAACAAGGGUCGAAAACCAGGAGUUGUGACAUAUAAUGUGAUCAUGAGUGGCCUCUGCAAGCUGGGGCAGUUGAAGAAUGCUGACAUGCUUCUUCAUGCAAUGCUGAAUUUAGGAGUGCCCCCUGAUGAUAUCACAUACAACAUUCUCUUGGAUGGGCAGUGCAAGCACGGAAAAGUUACUGAUCCUGAAGAAUUGAAAAGUGCAAAAGGAAUGGUUUCAGAUUUUGGUGUUUAUACUUCACUGAUCAAUGACCUUGUCAAGAAAAAGCCAGCUAAGAGCUACCACGAUUGAUAGGGUUGCCGGUAAAGAUUUUGUAAGUAAAUCGCCUGGUCAAUAGAAAAAAAUCAUUGGUCUGCAGACAGAAAAAUACAAUGUGAAUAGGCUCUGCCGAGUUUAUGCAGAUGAAUACUGUUACUGCACUCCUAGACAGGGAUACAUCACUGCAUACCAUGGUGAAGAUCUCUGUCGAAGCAUGACGAAGCUCAAGAUUCUGAAAUACUGAUAACACCAGAAUACCAGAUAACCUUUUCCUGAUCCUGUACUUUUCUCUGAUCAGUAAAUUUAUUAAGAUGGUCACAGAUGUUUACAUGAACAUGUAAUCUGAGACGUCUUGAGUAGUUUCUCUGACAUACCAAUUAUUUGUUGCUUGCUUAUAGAGCUUGAGAUAAUUUCCCUUGCUGCAUAACUUGAAACUGAUUUGCUCCCAUUUAUAUGGCAGAUUCACAGGCAAGUCUAACUUGUUACCUUUUCUUAUGAUUCUGUCCUACCUCAUGUUUUCUACUAUUUAAAUCUUGUUGUUGCAGAGCUUGUAAUGGGAUAUCAGUAGCUCUCUCAAA
This is a messenger RNA of Lolium perenne, 2384 nucleotides long. RefSeq lists its product as uncharacterized. NCBI's taxonomy places the organism in Eukaryota, Viridiplantae, Streptophyta, Magnoliopsida, Poales, Poaceae. The record is from RefSeq and is a predicted model, not a curated record. Gene Ontology annotation, molecular function: protein binding.